AGCGUUGCUAGUCUACAUUUUAUAUCUAUGGUACGGACCAUUUGACGUCAGUUUCCAAAAAAAUUUCAACACAGACUGCUUGUGCAUUCGUUUGGGUGUGUUUCUGUUCUGUAGUUCACGUUUCGAAAAAAAUGGCCGGAUACAGUGAAGAUCAACUUGCUGACUUUCAGGAAGCAUUUCAACUUUUUGAUCAAAAAGGAGAUGGUUGUGUUCAGGUGUCUCAGAUUGGUGACAUUUUGCGUGCCUUGGGACAGAACCCCACAGAAUCUGAUGUGAAGAAGUUGACCCACAAUCACCGACCAGAGGCUCGUGUCAACUUUGAGGUGUUUUUGCCAAUCCUCCAAGCCAUUUCCAAAAACCGUUCAGCCGAUACAGCUGAAGAUUUCAUUGAAGGACUGAGGCAUUUUGACAAAGAUGGCAAUGGUUACAUUUCAUCUGCAGAACUCAGACAUCUCCUCACAACCUUGGGUGAGAAGUUGGCUGAUGAAGAAGUUGGAGAACUAUUGAAUGGCCAUGAAGACUCCCAGGGCAACGUGAAUUAUGAAGAAUUUGUUCGUGCCGUCAUGAGCGGUUAGAUCGGGGGAUUAUACGACUUAUUUUAUACUUUCAUAUUACCCCAGUUCUCGAUUUAAUAAAUUCAUUAAAUUCCUCGUAAAAAAAAACAAAAAAACAUCUCUAAUUAGUACUUAUGUUCUGAUCCAAUAACAAAGCCCUAAAACAUCUUUCCUACCCCCACAUCUAUAUUCUUAUCUCUCUGGUGUGUAUUGCAGUGCCUUUUUCAUCAUAAUAUUACCGCACAUUCCACAAUACACUUUGGCGCUUCCUCAACUA
This is a messenger RNA of Daphnia pulex (common water flea), 831 nucleotides long. It is a transcript of the gene Mlc-c, whose product is annotated as myosin-2 essential light chain-like. The record is from RefSeq and is a predicted model, not a curated record. Gene Ontology annotation, cellular component: myosin II complex. The transcript has 5 exons. NCBI's taxonomy places the organism in Eukaryota, Metazoa, Arthropoda, Branchiopoda, Diplostraca, Daphniidae. The coding region runs from base 132 to 575 and encodes 147 amino acids. Gene Ontology annotation, molecular function: calcium ion binding; myosin heavy chain binding.